AGACUCUCACAAAUAAUAAUACAUCUACGAAUGGUACGAAACGAUCAAAAAAGUGAUGCGAUUUCAAUAAUAUAGGAUAUGUCAGGAAGAGGAUAUGGAGGUCUCGGGGGGGACCCUUAUAUGAAUGGCAAUUCUACUGGAUAUGCGAAUGGGAAUGGGAAUGGGAAUGGGAAUGGAUAUGGAAGUGGAAAUGGUAGGAAUGCAAAUGCAAAUGGAUUUCCAGGACAAAUCACUGAGGAUGGAGAUUAUGAUCCAUAUAAUACAGGAACUGAUAGAUACGCUACUCCACCUCCUCGACAAGAAGGUCUUCGAACACCAUCGCCUUCCAUGCCGCGAAGUCCUCGAUCCCUAGCUUUUCCACGACUGAGAGAACCGACGGUUAAACCAAAAUUAGAAGAAACCAAUGCGGAGAAACAAAUUGGGGAGGUGUUAGAACAUAUCAAGAAGGAAUGGCCUGCGUUGUGUGAAAAUGGAUGUGUGCCAGUACAGUUGGCAUUACAACUUUUAGACACGAGUUCGGUCGGCAAGGCACAUGAAUACGCGCAGUUUGAACAAUCGAUGCAAUAUCUACAAGAAUCUUUAAAAAAUAUCGUACAUGAGCAUCAUCAAGGAUUCAACAGUUCGAUUGGUACAUUUCAUAAAAUUCAAACGAGUAUUCAGACGUCGCAAAAGAGGGUACGAACAUUGAAGGAUUCGCUCGCGCAAUCGAAAGCUAAUCUUUCGACUACGGAUCCAGAGUUGAAGAAAUUGGGUUCGGCGUCAACGAUUUAUGAUGAAUUGUUACAUACACUUUCUGAGGUGGAGGAAUUACGGCUGGUCCCGGAUCAAUUGGAAGCACGGAUUUCUGAGAAGAGAUUCUUGACUGCGGUGGAUGUUUUGCAGGAUGCUCUACGUAGGAUUCGAUCCCCGGAGUUGGAUGAUAUUGGGGCUUUGAGUGAACUGAGGACGUACCUUGCAAAUCAGGAAACGGCUUUGACGGAUAUAUUGAUUGAGGAACUUCAUGAUCAUUUGUAUCUCAAAUCGCCUUACUGUCAGGAGAGAUGGCAGAUGUUGGCGAAGACUCAAGGCGGUGUUUCGAAGGAGAAAUUCGAGAAUCCAAAUGGUGUCAGGCCAUUUUUUGAAGUACUUGACAGCAUGGAUUUGGCUGAGCCGAUGGUGGAAGAUGCGUCGAGGAAUCCAGAAGCAGACACGUUCUACUAUGUGGAAUUGCUGACGGAAGCAUUGAAUAAGCUCGGUCGUCUGGAUAUUGCUGUUAAUACCAUUAAGCAGAGACUUCCAGUUGAGCUUUUUGGCAUCGUCAAUGAAACUAACAGCGAAGUUGAUCAAAAGCACCCAAGCUCUUUACGUGGUGGGUUCGGAUCUACACAAGGAAGCCGAACAUUCUCUAGUCGUGAGAAUACGAUCCGUACAGAUGUUAUCUAUGAUUUACUUCGGACGUUAUACGCAAAAUUCGAGGCUAUUGCAGAAGGUCAUCGUGUUUUCUAUGAUGUGGUAAAAGCUAUUACGAAGAGAGAAGGUAUGAGGAAUUCGACUGUACUUCUUGGUGGUUUCAGAGAACUCUGGAAUCUAUAUCAGAAUGAGAUUCGCUCUCUAUUACAUAAUUAUGUGACCACAGAUGCGGAUGUAUACCAAUUUGAUUCUCCUCGACCUGGUGCUUCCAAGUCGUCUAAGUUAGAGAAGCUAUUUAAGUUUUCGGAUGCGGAUGCUAAGUCUGUUCAUAUGACAACUGAAUAUGACGAGUUGGAGAACAUCAUCAGAGCUGCUGUACCCGGUCUCAUGUCGAGUUCAAGGAAAUCGGGUGCCGAUAGUAAGAAAGCUAAGUCUUUCUUAGAGAGUUCGGCUGGAAGAAAUGGGGCAAAACGAUUGACUGGUACGGCUUUUGAUGCUAAAACUGGUGGCAUGGGGACGCACAAGUCUUUGGUAGAGCCGAGUGUGUUUAACAUGAGCUUGCUGUUACCUCCUACAUUGGGCUUCUUACAGAGAUUGAAAGCCAUUGUUCCUCCUGGUUCGGACUUAGUCACAAGUACUUUGACAUCGUUCUUGGAUAACUUUCUUGUUAAUGUCUUUCUACCUCAGCUUGAUGAAACACUGGGUAAGCUUAGUGACUCGGUGUUUGAGGAGACUGAUGCAUUCCAACAAGAUGCACAAUGGGCAAGAGUGUCGAGACGACCUGUCUUUAAAGGCACGGCAGCUUUCUUUAAUUUGAUUACAGCAUUUUGUAGAAUGCUGGAUACAAUUCCCCACGAUCAAGCAUUGAGCCAACUUAUCAUCACGCAAAUGAUGAGAUACUAUGAUAGAUGUUAUGACUGGUUCAAGUCACUCGUUUCUCGAGUUAGUGAUUCCGAAGGCUCAACACUUAAGCUAUCUGCACUGCUUGCCAGUGAGCCUGGCGAGAUACAUGAUACUAUGCAGAAAAUCUGGACAAGUGAAGCAGUCGAUCGUCAAUUAUUGGACAAGGAAACUCAUCUUUUGAUUCUACAGACAAAUGAGAAUCCUCCUCAAAUGGAUGAUAUCAUCUCAGAUCGUGAAACUAUUUCAUCUCUUUGUGUUUUAUACACUAGUAUGAAAUGGUUAGCUAUCAAGAUAGGACAAUUAAGACAUAUCACGAGGAACGAUGCAGAUUCAUCCCGUACACAAUCCAUGCAGAAACCACCGCAUAGACGUUGGACUUUGCUGAAUGACCCUAGAGGGCAGGAUGAGCAGAACAUGGUUUAUCUUCCUAUGACGCAGGAAACUGUUGUGUAAGUUAUUCUCUUUGACAGAUUUGGUACAUGACUAAUGUGAUAUAUUUAGCGCAUUCGACUCAAUCGUUUCCUCAUACCAAGAACUAGCCGCUACUGUCCUAUUAACGCUUCACAUGGAAACACGGAUACAAAUUUUACACUCCCUAACGCGUGUUCUCUCAACUUCCUCGGGCUCAAAUCCCUACCCGUAUAUUCUCUCUCAACCAGUCUCGGAGCCAGAUCCAACUAUCCUAUCACUAAACGCGGAUUUGGUAGCCUACGAUGAAACGGUAGUGAAGUUCCUAAGAGACAAAGAAAUCAAUUUUGUAAGGAAUGGAUUAGGUUUGUUAAUUGAUACUUUCAUGGUUGAUAAUGCGAGCAAGAUACAGAGAAUUAAUAAAGAGGGAGGAAAGAGAAUGAGAUUGAAUGUACUAGUGCUACAGCAAAAUUUGAAGGGAGUAGAGGAUGGAGUAGGACUUGUGAGGAGUAGCAGGUAUUGGGGACUAUUUGAAGAGGGACCCGGGGGCAUUGUUGCAUGGGCGAAGGAGAAGGGCGGUUCAAGUGGAGGUGGAAAUGGAAAUGAGGUGGCCGCGCCUGCGGAAUAUGAAGUGAAGUUUAGCUAUGAUGAGCUGAAGGCGUUGGUGGAGUUGUUUUUUAGUGAACCGUUGGGUAGUAAUGAGAGGGGUAUUACGACGGUUGCGAAGAGGGGAAUGGGUGAGUGUAUGUUGCAGUUGAGCGAGCAUAUGUGGCAGAGUUAAGUGGGAGCAUGGAGGAUAAAGGCAAUGGAGGAGGGGAAAGGUGGAAGUUGUAACGUGGAGGAUAAAUAUACUCGGGUGAAGUAGAAUACACUUCCUUGGAAAUACAGUAAUGAACGGAUGAAUGGAUGGAUAGGCGGACACAUGGAUGGAUUAAUAUGCAUUUGGCGUGGAGUUCUGGAGUGAUGGGAUGGAAUCGAAUGGAAUGAGAUGAGAGCGAUGAAAAGUCAUGGUGAGUAAAUAAUAAAGUUGUUUGCCAUGAUAUAGCUUCGCCAUGCUACAGCUGCCUGUAUUGUUAUGUAAAGUGAUAGUUGGUGAUUAGAAGAGGAAAUUUUGUGGAAGUGAAACCAAAUGAUAU
Sclerotinia trifoliorum is the source of this 3836-nucleotide messenger RNA. Lineage: Eukaryota; Fungi; Ascomycota; Leotiomycetes; Helotiales; Sclerotiniaceae. The record is from the annotation of a GenBank genome assembly.